Molecule: messenger RNA, 1767 nt
Organism: Arabidopsis thaliana (thale cress)
Lineage: Eukaryota; Viridiplantae; Streptophyta; Magnoliopsida; Brassicales; Brassicaceae
Exons: 2
Coding region: 251-1582 (443 amino acids)
Cellular component (GO): nucleus; Ino80 complex
Source: RefSeq, marked reviewed
GUCUCUCUAGUCUCUACUCUACUGUCGCAUCGAUCGAAAAGCCAUAGAAAUCUCUAGAAAGGAAGCAGAGAAUCUUUGAAGGCGAUGAAGUUCGUAUCUGUAGCCAAAGGGAUAUGGUUUCUUCGACCCUAAUCUGCUAAUUUCACCUGUCUUUAGAGCCGGUAUCUCCUGCUUGUGUUCCUUUCUACUGAGUUUGUGGUUGGAGAUUUGAAGUACUUGUGUUUUAAGGGUAGUAAGUGGUUAACUACAGAUGAAUAAGAAUCAAACAGUUGGGCUAGACUCUGAAGAUGAUGACUCUGAUGAUUACGACAUUGCGCAAGUAAACUGUGAGCUAGCUUUGGUUGAAGGUCAGCUCUGUAACAUACCAUACGAGCUCUACGAUCUACCAGAUUUAACGGGAAUAUUGUCUGUUGAGACUUGGAACUCACUUCUGACUGAAGAAGAAAGAUUCUUCCUCUCAUGUUUUCUGCCAGAUAUGGAUCCACAGACUUUCAGUUUGACGAUGCAGGAACUUCUUGAUGGUGCCAAUUUAUAUUUUGGGAAUCCAGAGGAUAAGUUUUACAAGAAUUUGCUAGGUGGAUUGUUUACUCCAAAGGUAGCUUGUUUCAAAGAAGGUGUUAUGUUUGUCAAGAGGAGAAAGUAUUACUACUCUUUAAAGUUCUAUCAUGAAAAGCUGAUCAGGACAUUUACCGAAAUGCAAAGGGUGUGGGUUCAGUAUGGAAAUAAAUUGGGCAAUUACUCAAGGCUCCUCAUUUGGUCAGGACGAACUCAAACCGGUAAUCUCAAGCUACUGGACCUCAAUAGAGUUCCAUCUAAGGAAAUGGAUAGUGCUACAUGUAGAUUCAAAACUCCCAAUGUAGUGAAACCCGUGGAAAGAAAUAGAUCGAAAAGUUUAACCUUCCCUCGCAGUGGCAGCUCCAAGAACAGUCUCAAGAUAAAGAUAACCAAGGAAGGAGUAUUCCGGUAUCAAGGUUCCAGCUUAGUUUCUGCUGGCCAUCAUCAUCAGACUUUGCCAAAGGGUGUUCUCAAAUUAGUCCCUAAAUCUUCUUCUGCCAUCCUCAGGAAACCCUAUGUAGCUCCAGGAAACAAUCUCCUGCAAAUCCAUGAAACCGGUUCAAAGAGUACUAGAUUUGCAGCGUCUCCAUACUUAGGUACGACAUUUGAGAAACCACCCUACGGAACUCUUGGCUGUUCUAUCCCAGACCCUUUCUUAACCUAUUUGGAAACUACACAAAGAUCAAUCCAAGGUACAGAACCGGUGUUUCAUGAUCCAACACACACUGUUCCCAGUGCUCUCCGUGUUUCAAAUUACUCCAUCACAGAACAGAAUAUACCUCUAAAGCAAGAAGAAUAUGUCCGGUACCACCUGAAGUCUCCUGGUUUUAAGCCUAGGACUGUUGACAGAGGCUCUGAAACAACAGAGAGCAAGAGGAUUUCGUCUAGUAAUAACUUUCAGAGGGAAGCCAAGGCUCUGAGAAAACCGCUGGGGGUCCUGAGCGAAGACAAUCAUGCUCGAGAAGCCAAUAGUGACCAUUUGUUUUCCUUGACUUACAAGCGAAGAAAGGUUCAGAGAAUCGCUUGAGCUCCCGUGACGCUAUGCUAAUUCAAUGUUCCACCUAAUGUAGUCUUCCAUGAAAAUAUGAAGUGUAAUGCUGCAACUUGGUAACUGGAUUUGGUUUGGGGUUGAGUUUGUUAGUUUUCAAAAUUUGAAGGCACUAAAAAGAAACACUAAAGAAAUAGAGGAGUAAAAGUGAAAAUAAUUUGAAC